UCUUACUCAGGGUCUACACAUACCUCCAGAGGAGUCCAAUGGUUUUACAUCACCGAUCAUUAAUCGGCCUCGUUCGACGAAUGGAGUCUCUCUGCCGCCGUCACUUUCAUCAUACCGAAUGUUCAACAUGCCGGAGCCUUUUAUGUGGAAUUCCGAGCCUGCUGCGGCUGCUACUUUCUCUUCCACAGCGGUCCAGUCUUCUCCUUCACCUAGUGCACUGUCUGCCUUGGAUCAACAACUUCCUCCACAACCGUUUUUUGCUGGCUCCACAUUUACUGGCCAGCCUGGUACGGCUCCACUACAGCCUCCUUUUUCACAGAUUCCAGGUUAUUCCAACCCAUCUUCUUUGCAUACUUUGGCCUGUCAAUUAGCGUUCUCCACGCCUAAUGUGACGAACAUUGUUACAACUAAAUUGGCCGCGGUUGAGGACUAUCUCCCUUGGCGGACUCAAUUUGAGUCUUUUCUAGUUUCCCAUAGUCUUCUUGGGAUUUUAGACGGCUCAAUUGUGGCUGCGUCACCUUCUUUACUUGAUAUUAAUCGACGAGAGAGUCUCAAUCCUGAAUAUCAUCACUGGCUUAAGAUUGAUCAGACUGUACGUUCCUGGUUGUUUGCUACGUUGUCUAGAGAUAUUUUAAUGGAGGUUUAUGAUCUCAAAUUUUCUGCUCGUAUAUGGGAAUCUCUUGAAACUCGUUUUAUGAAUGCCUGUCGUGCCCGUUCUAUAGAACAUAAGAGGCAGAUUUACCAUAUUAAAAAGAAGGAGUCUCACACCAUUGACGCCUAUCUUUUGGAAAUUAAAUUGUUGGUUGAUGCCUUGACUGCUAUAAACUCUCCUGUUAGUAACCGUGAUUUACUCGAAUAUACUAUUAUUGGAUUGGGACCGGAAUAUGAAUCCUUGCUUACAAUUAUUGAUUAUCUUCCGGGGGACCUCACUCUUCAAAAGUUGCGUCCUAUAUUGGUUGCUCUAGAACAACGGAACAUUUAUCUUCGCUCUCAGGAGCCUUCGAUGUCGCACCAGGCCUUUUCCGUGGCUCCAAACCGAGGGGGUGCAGCUCGUGGCCAGGCUGGGCGUCAUCCUGGAGGUCGUGGAAUCAGAGGUGGUCAGCGCGGUCGUGGGCAUCGAGGCCGCGGUCAUGGCUAUGGGGGUCAGCCGCAUCCAUCUUAUGGCGGCCAGCAGGUGUAUAAUGGGCAGCCGCCUCUUCUUCCCUUACCAUCUUACGGGCAGCAACUUUCUGGGCAGCAGGUGUAUGGGGGACAGCCCGCUCGUGGUCCAUCGCAAAAUGGGGUUCCAGGUUUUCCAUCUGUGGACAAUUCUUUUAAUCAUUCAUCUCCACCAGUUGUUUGCCAAAUCUGUUUCUCCCCAGGUCACUCUGCUCUCACGUGUCCAAGAUUUGUUGGUUCCUCUACUUGGGCUUUGGCAGCUCUUCCCUUAGGCGAGACUAAUGCUUCUGUGUGGUAUCCUGAUUCAGGUGCCUCCGCUCAUAUGAGUCCUCAUGAAGGACAAUCAGACGGGGUGCAUCUACUUCAGGGCUCCAAUAAAAACCAUCUAUAUCCUUUCCAUGCUCUUCAAGCGACCCUAGUUCCUGGACCUACCUGGCACAAACGUUUGGGACACUGUGGUGAGAGAGUUUUACAACGACUUCGGCAAAAUAAAUUAAUUUCAGUUUCUAGUAGUUUUCUUCAUAACUGUGUUUCUUGUAAGUUGGGAAAAUCCCACAGACUCCCGUUUUCAGAUGUCAUUCAUAGUUGUACUGUGCCACUUUAACUUAUUCACUCUGAUGUUUGGCAGUCGCCUAUUUUAUCCAAUUUGGGCUUUAAAUACUAUGUAUGUUUCAUUGAUGAUUUU
Molecule: messenger RNA, 1843 nt
Organism: Cuscuta europaea
Lineage: Eukaryota; Viridiplantae; Streptophyta; Magnoliopsida; Solanales; Convolvulaceae
Source: the annotation of a GenBank genome assembly